Molecule: messenger RNA, 1959 nt
Organism: Psammomys obesus (fat sand rat)
Lineage: Eukaryota; Metazoa; Chordata; Mammalia; Rodentia; Muridae
Gene: Lamp5
Product: lysosomal associated membrane protein family member 5
Exons: 6
Coding region: 423-1265 (280 amino acids)
Cellular component (GO): membrane
Source: RefSeq, a predicted model, not a curated record
UUGUAGCUACAGUACAUAUUGACUGUACCUGGUGGGAGGGUUUAGUAAGUCCGAGGGUGGCAUUAAGUUUCGUAGGAAAGACUCAUCUUUGCAGAUACCAUUGCAGAAAAGAAAGCAGACCUGGGUAGAAAUUUCCUCCCCCACAUCACCUCAACCCUAUUGGCCCUCUAAACAAGCCAAAUUAAAAAUCCUGAAACACAACCUCGUUAUUUCCAGCACUCUUGGCGUGGACAGCUCCUGCAUCCUGGGCCCUUCCUCUGCAGUGUGCCGCGGGAGGACUACAGCACGGGACUGACCCGAACGCUCGCUCCUCCCUGUCCGCCCCCGCCCUUAGCUCACUCUACCGACCACUUUGAGGGAUUUCCUCCCGGUGCGGACUUUGCAGCAGAAACACAUCUGCUUGGUUCACGGCAACUGCGAGCAUGGAUCUCCGAGGAAGAGCCCUUCUCAGCGGAGACAUACUUCGGAUUCUUCUAAUGCUCUUCCAUGCAAUGGCCCGAACCGUGGCAGAACAAGAAGUGGAAAAUCUUUCCGGCCUUUCCACGAACCCAGAGAAAGACAUAUUUGUGGUGCGGGAAAAUGGGACGACGUGUCUCAUGGCAGAGUUUGCAGCCAAAUUUAUUGUACCUUAUGAUGUGUGGGCCAGCAAUUAUGUGGAUCUGAUCACAGAGCAGGCUGAGAUCUCCUUGACCAGGGGAGCUGAGGUGAAGGGCCGCUGUGGCCACAACGAGUCGGAGCUGCAGGUGUUCUGGGUAGAUCAUGCCUACACACUCAAAAUGCUCUUUGUAAAGGAAAGUCACAACACUUCCAAAGGAUCAGAGGCGACUUGGAGGCUGAGCAAGGUGCAGUUUGUCUAUGAUUCCUUGGAGAAGACGCACUUUAAAGGUGCGGUGAGUGCUGGGAAGCACACAGCCAACUCUCAUCACCUCGCUGCCUUGGUAACCCCAGCUGGGAUGUCUUAUGAGUGCCAGGCUCAACAGACCAUUUCUCUGGCCUCCAGUGAUCCUCAGAAAACUGUCACCAUGAUCCUGUCUGCGGUGCACAUCCAACCCUUUGACAUCAUUUCUGAUUUUGUCUUCAGUGAAGAGCAUAAAUGUCCAGUGGAUGAGCGAGAGCAGUUGGAAGAGACCUUGCCGCUGAUUCUGGGCCUCAUCUUGGGCCUUGUCAUCGUGAUAACACUAGUGAUUUACCACAUCCACCAUAAAAUGACUGCCAACCAGGUGCAGAUCCCCAGAGAUCGAUCCCAGUACAAGCACAUGGGCUAGGGAUCUUUAGGCAGACUGCCUCCAGGUCCUGCCCUUCACAACUGGAGCGACAAUGGCACUUUUCACCUGUAUACAGGAUCCACCAACAUAGCUACACUCUAACAGGUCUGGGAACCUGAGGCUUGCCUGGCCUGUGUCCAUGCUUAAACCCAGGGGAGGCAGGCAGGUCUUGGGGUUUUUGGGUAUAAUGUUGGUUGCUGUGUUCAUGCUGGGGAGUAAGUAAGGGUGGGUGGGUAGGUUAUAUAGACAGCUUUCAUGCUCAUGAUGGCUUAGCUUUGACUUCAUGACUUUGUAAGUCUACAGCAUGUAGAAAGGAAUCUGUGGCCCUCACAUUUGGAAACUGGAAAUGCUUCCUUUGGAAGACCUCUUUAGGUCAGAAGAAACAGGGUGCUUCACUCCCUUGGCCUCAGCUGGCUUACUUACACAGUUUUCAGUGCACACAAAAUACAACCUCAUGCUCCCUGCAGCAAGACCCCUGAAAGUGACCCAUGCUUCUGGCUGGCAUUCUGCAUGUCUAGUGAUUGUUUUGGGAAUGUUUCACUGCUCUCUGCACCCAGUGACUCUGCAGCACAAGAAUCCGUUAAUGUCACUGCACGGUUGUUUGAAAUUCAUAAUGUGUCGGGUCCUAGUGAAGGGACCUGAAGAAUCAAUCCAUGUGAGUUUGCGUUUGAAAAUGAAUUAAAAAAAAAAAAAA